Messenger RNA from Lycium barbarum (goji berry), 1110 nucleotides. RefSeq lists its product as uncharacterized. The transcript has 5 exons. The record is from RefSeq and is a predicted model, not a curated record. Bases 1 to 915 code for a protein of 304 amino acids. Lineage: Eukaryota; Viridiplantae; Streptophyta; Magnoliopsida; Solanales; Solanaceae.
AUGACUCUAUAUCAAUGUGCAGGUUCACUAGGCAGAGUCUGGCGUGCUUUUCUUAUAGUGCCAAUUGCAAAACAGAACACAACAACAAAAGAGGUGCUUUUCAAACCCACCGGAAAAUUCGACGCCAUUCUCAUACUCUCACUCUGUUUAUUUCUCAUUUACCAUGGGUUUAGGAAAGAGUUGUACUUCAUCAAAUUCUUCAAAAAGCUCUCGAAAGCGAGAAGCUACUGUGAUUUCGUUAGCUCAAUAAAAGGUGAGGGAAUUCGGCCAGUUUAUGUUCCGAAAGAAACAUGGGAAAGUUGGAAGAAAUAUUGGGCAGAUCCUAAGGUUAUUGAAAAAUCAAAAAUAGCUUCAAAGAAUCGUCGUGGCGGUGAGGAUGCAGCUGCUAGUGGGACUCACACGGGUGGCUCUAUUUCCAUCGGAGAUCAUCACAAGAGACUUGAAAAAUAUCAAGAAAUACUACAAAAUCAGUCACAAACUCAAUCUGAAGUUGAUCAAUGUCAAGCCUAUUACGAAGCCGUAGGAGGGGUAAAGAAAAGAAGAAUAUAUGGUCUUGGAUCUCAAGCAGUUUUAUAUUAUGGGUCGAAUCUUCGUCCUUCUUCUGUAUCUGAUGCUACGUCCUCAGUACCACCUUCGAAUGCUCAACCAGCAGCGACGGGAACUUUGGAUGAGUUAGUGACGCGAUUAAUUCCUGCAUUGACUGAUAGCAUAAUUCCUGCACUGACUGAUCGCUUGCUUCCUAUUAUUGUUGAGCGGGUACGUGGAUUGAAUCCUUUAGUCUCUUCUCAGAUGGACACUCCUAAUGACCAUUCAUCAUCUAUGGCACCUAUAGUUUCAGCUCCAGCUACUGCCAACAUUGAUCAAGUUCAUGCAUCGGUUUCUGAUGAUGAUCGUGGCUCUUCAGUCUCUCAUUAGUUAGUUUUUUGGUUUGGAUUUUAUGGUUGUUAGUUUUGUUGUUUGGACUUUAUGGAUGUUGCAUAUGAUUUUGGAUUUUUCGGUUUGGAUAUUAUCGUUGUGGAUGCUCCAAACUUAUUUUGCAUUUUUCUAUGUAUUUUGGACCUUGUAGAAUAUUAGUUUCUAUUAAUAAAGUUAUUACAUGAGUAUCUAAUA